AUGGAGCAGGAUAAUGGCACUUUUUUAGAGUCCAGAGGAAAAGUAUAUAAACUGCGGAAGAGGAAUUUCCAGAGGAACUUGAUUACCAAUCUGAGUCUACUUGGAUAUCUUUUGAUUGUUCUGCAAUACAUCAAAUAUGGAACAACUGCGUGGACAUUACUAAUAAGAUGCAUAUUUCAAUCAUUAUUGGCUACCCCAUUUCCGCCAGAGGAGCAAAUACGAAGAAUUGCCGCCAGUCGAAAUCGAGCCGAUGCCUCUAAUCCUGAGAGAGCCCCCAAUAAUGAGCAGGUUACCAAUAUUUCCAUGCCUGGCGGCUUUAGUUCCCUGUUAGAAGACAACGGUACUACGAAUGAUGAUAUCACUCAAGCAAGCAGAUACAAAGACCUAGUAGAUAUCAAAUUGAAGAUACGAACUUUGCUCUUUCACGGCUCAUUGAGCUUUAACGUAUUUUUAUUACUUAUUGCUAUUUUGAGCCCUGUAGAUUUUGUUGCCAAAUUUGAGGAUCCUCGUUCCGAUGCUAAUGGUAUCAACAACACCCCAUCCCCGUUUGCAAAUUCCAAUGGUCUAAUUAAUGGAGAAAGAAGAGGUGGUAUAUUUUUUCAGUUAAUUGGAGAAUCUCUCCCAGAGAGUAACUUUUGGGGAAAUUUCGGCCUCUUUAUUUACGAUUUUGCAAUAUUAAUCACACAAUUUACUCUAUUUGUACUGACAUGCGUUAACUACGCAGAACUCGGUUUUGUUGAACCGGUCGAUGUUCAGAUGAGCAAGAGUGACGGUUACGAUGGUAAUGUAUUUGUAGCUGAAAUUAAUUAUAAUGAAGCUUUCAGAGCUGUUCUUCAAGAUGAUGUAGAUGUGGUUGUCGAGCGUAUGGAAUCUAUCUAA
This is a messenger RNA of Kazachstania africana CBS 2517, 879 nucleotides long. It is a transcript of the gene GLD1, whose product is annotated as Gld1p. Bases 1 to 879 code for a protein of 292 amino acids. NCBI's taxonomy places the organism in Eukaryota, Fungi, Ascomycota, Saccharomycetes, Saccharomycetales, Saccharomycetaceae. The transcript has a single exon. The record is from RefSeq and is a predicted model, not a curated record.